AUGGCGGCGGAGCUGGUGGAGGCCAAAAACAUGGUGAUGAGUUUUCGAGUCUCCGAUCUUCAGAUGCUCCUGGGUUUCGUCGGCCGGAGUAAGAGUGGACUUAAGCACGAACUUGUCACCCGGGCCCUCCAGCUGGUUCAGUUUGACUGUAGCCCUGAGCUGUUCAAGAAGAUCAAGGAGCUCUACGAAACGCGCUACGCCAAGAAGAGCUCAGAACCCAUCUCCCAACCCCACCGGCCCCUGGACCCCUUGACCAUGCACUCGACCUAUGACCGGGCCAGCACUGUGCCCAGGACUCCACUCACAGGCCCCAACAUUGACUACCCUGUGCUGUAUGGGAAGUACUUAAAUGGACUCGGACGGUUGCCUGCCAAGACUCUCAAGCCGGAAGUGCGCCUGGUGAAGCUGCCCUUCUUCAACAUGCUAGAUGAAUUGCUGAAGCCCACUGAACUCGUUCCACAGAAUAACGAGAAGCUUCAAGAGAGCCCGUGCAUCUUUGCGUUGACGCCCAGACAGGUGGAACUGAUAAGGAACUCCAGAGAACUGCAGCCUGGGGUCAAGGCCGUGCAGGUCGUCCUAAGAAUCUGUUACUCAGACACCAGCAGCCCUCAGGAGGACCAGUACCCACCCAACAUUGCUGUGAAGGUCAACCACAGCUACUGCUCAGUCCCGGGCUACUACCCCUCGAAUAAGCCUGGAGUGGAGCCCAAAAGGCCCUGCCGCCCCAUCAACCUCACUCACCUCAUGUACCUGUCCUCGGCCACCAACCGCAUCACCGUCACCUGGGGAAACUAUGGCAAGAGUUACUCGGUGGCCUUAUAUUUGGUGCGGCAACUGACCUCCUCAGAGCUGCUGCAGAGGUUGAAAACCAUCGGGGUCAAGCAUCCGGAGCUGUGCAAGGCCCUGGUCAAAGAGAAGCUUCGCCUGGACCCUGACAGUGAGAUUGCCACCACCGGCGUGCGGGUCUCCCUCAUCUGCCCACUGGUGAAGAUGCGGCUGUCCGUGCCCUGCCGGGCAGAGACCUGCGCUCACCUGCAGUGCUUCGACGCUGUCUUCUACCUCCAGAUGAACGAGAAGAAGCCUACCUGGAUGUGCCCGGUGUGCGACAAGCCAGCCCCCUACGACCAGCUCAUCAUAGACGGGCUCCUCUCCAAGAUCCUGAGUGAGUGUGAGGAUGCUGAUGAAAUUGAAUACCUGGUAGAUGGCUCAUGGUGUCCGAUCCGUGCCGAGAAGGAGCGCAGCUGCAGCCCCCAGUGUCCCAUCCUCGUCCUCGGCACCUCAGACACCAAUGGGCUCCUCGCCAGCCCCAACGUCAACGGUGGCGGCGGCGGCGGCGGCACGCUGGGGGGCUCUGGAGGCGGGGGCGGCACAAUGGGCAGCAUUGAGAAUGGGAAGCUGGGAGCUGACGUGGUGGACCUCACGCUGGACAGUUCCUCAUCCUCAGAGGAAGAGGAGGAGGAAGAGGAAGAUGAGGAGGACGAGGACGAGGAUGGCCCCCGGCCCAAGCGCCGCUGCCCCUUCCAGAAGGGCCUGGUGUCGGCCUGUUGA
Pipistrellus nathusii (Nathusius's pipistrelle) is the source of this 1548-nucleotide messenger RNA. Lineage: Eukaryota; Metazoa; Chordata; Mammalia; Chiroptera; Vespertilionidae. The record is from the annotation of a GenBank genome assembly.